AUGGAUGCAGAUGGAGACUUACCACCGUUCUGGUCUCAGCAGACCGCCACCACCUUCUUCAACCCUCACCGCCGCCGCAGGCAGCCUUCUCCAAUCUUCAACCCGGUGGCAUUAAUUCUGGCCGUACCAAUUCUCAUAGUAGUGAUUAUGUUUUUCUUGGUCCCUCCAUUUCUUUCACACACCACUCAAAUUCUUCGUCCUAAUUCAGUGAAAAAGAGCUGGGAUUCAUUCAACAUCUUGUUGGUAUUGUUUGCAAUUAUUUGUGGCGUUUUUGCCAGAAGAAAUGAUGAGGUUCCACCAUCUGAUGAAGCUGAUUUACAGGACUUAAAUGUUUCACAAGUUUCUGAUUUUGCUAGGCCGCCGGCGCCGACGAAGGAAUCUGUUUCGAGUUCUCAGUGGUAUGGUUUUUCCGAUAAUAUUAUGAGUACUCCGGUGGGAAACGGCGGUGGUGCACGGCUGAGGAGGAGUAGCAGCUCUUAUCCUGAUCUGAGGCAGGAGUCUUUGUGGGAAAUUCGGGAUAAUAGGUUCAGGUUUUUUGAUGAUUUUGAGGUGAAAUCUUAUCGUAAUUCGCCGGUGGAUGAACAUUUUCAUCGCCAUGCUCCGCGGAGUGAGGUGGAGAGUGACGAGCCUGAGACGAUUGUGAAGGUGAUACCGGUGGAUAACUAUAAAGUUGAAACUCCACGGUCUCCACCCCCACAUCCGACACCGCCAAAAUCGCCUGCAGCACCACCUCCUCCGCCACCACCUGCAGCGAGUUUGAAGCGCAGAAGAUCUUCCAGAAGCGUCCCAAAGAAAGAAAAUUUUGAAAAGCAGAGGAAUGAGGACGAAUUUAAUGAAAAAAGAUCGCCACCACCACCUCCGCCGCCUCCACCGCCUCCACCAGUAGCAAACACGCAAUUUCCGGAGGUAAAAAGGGAAAUAAUUCACCGGAAAAAGAGUGGCACCACCAAAGAAAUAGCAACUGCAAUUGCUUCAUUGUACAUCAAAAGUCACAGGAAGAGAAAGAAGAAAGUGAAAACUAGAAAUAUUUAUAACAGCGCCUCCGCCUCCGAGUAUUCUUCACCUGAACAGUCAGGUACAGCAGCACCAUCUCCUCCACCUCCGCCUCCGCCUCCGCCCCCACCCCCACCCCCGCCACCAUCUAAGGUUUUACAAAACCUGUUCAAAAAGAGUGGCAAGAAUAAACGUGUACAUUCCGUUUCCAACACAGCACCACCUCCCCCGCCCCCUCCUCCGCCACCAAACUCAAUUUUCAACAAUAUUUUCAAAAGCAAGCGGUCCCAAUCAUCUUCCACGACUUCACCACCUCCGCCUCCUCCUCCUCCACCUCCUUCAAUUCUCAAUUCUUUAUUCAAAAAUGGAACCAAAAGCCGCCGUUUUAGGAACAUAAGCACACCGCCUCCAGCACCACUGGAACCCAGGCGGUACCACUCUGUCAACGCCGGGAAACCUCCAAAACCCAACAAAACAAGCUCCUACUACAAUGAAAGCGUCAUCAUCGCACCACCAUCUCCCCUUAUACCAAUGCCACCUCCUCCACCACCAUUCAAAAUGAAGGAAAUGAAAUUCGUGGCAAGUGGAGAUUUCGUUAAGAUAAGCAGCGCGCAGAGCUCCCAGUGCAGCUCCCCACCGCCGGAGAUUGAAGAUUUUGAUCUGAUGUCAGUCAAAUCCGAAGGUGGAGAUUCAAUCGGGCCUUCAGUUUCUUGCCCGAGCCCGGAUGUGAAUGCCAAGGCUGACACUUUCAUAGCCAGGCUGCGAGAUGAAUGGAAACUGGACAAAAUGAAUUCAAUGAAAGAGAAGAGAAAAUUGGGCUGA
Fraxinus pennsylvanica is the source of this 1815-nucleotide messenger RNA. Lineage: Eukaryota; Viridiplantae; Streptophyta; Magnoliopsida; Lamiales; Oleaceae. The record is from the annotation of a GenBank genome assembly.